AUGGUCAACCCAUCGAGGACACGUUCUCGGGAGACGUCAGCGACUGGUCGGUCUAGUCUGCUCGAAAAGACUUACAGCCGGUACAGUAACUAUGGCAAAGGAGGGGACAACCUCAAAAAGACAUCAUCCAGGGCUAAUUCCCAGCAAACAGCGGUAGAAAAUCCUUCGCUCCGAGCGUUCACGGGAGUCUUUAGGAAGCCCGAGGAAGGAUGUCGACCACAGCCUCCGGCAAAGUUGUCUGAUAGCCAAGAAAAGCUCUUGGCGGAGAUGCUCGUGUACUUUAGAGAACGAAAGACCUAUCCCGUUUCUCUCAACGCGAAGGAUGGAAAAGCUGAGGAGCCACCUACAGAGUGGGAGAAGCUGAGGAUGCUGUCCCGAGAAAGUAUGCUGCGCUAUCUCAGGGCUACCAAGUGGGAUCUCAACGCCGCAAAGAAGCGUCUUGCCGAGACUAUCGCUUGGAGGCGUGAAUUUGGAGUCGACUCAAUCGAUCCAGCCGAAGUGGAGCAAGAAGCCAAGAGUGGCAAGGAGACCGUCAUGGGUUUCGACAAUUCUGCCCGGCCCUUGCACUAUAUGCAUCCGCAUCGCAACAAUACAAAGGAGUCCCCAACGCAGAUGCGAUUCGCAGUGUGGAUUCUCGAGAGCUGCAUCGACCUCAUGCCACCAGGAGUUGAGCAGCUCGCUCUCUUGAUCAACUUCGACAAUAGGAGCCGAAACCCUACCAGUAUUGCCAAUGCGAAGCUCAUGCUGUAUAUUCUUCAAAAUCACUACGUGGAGAGACUGGGCGUUGCUCUCUGCAUCAACGUCCCUUGGGUGUUCAAGGCAUUCUGGAGCGCCAUUCAGAGCUUCAUCGACCCAGUCACAAAGUCGAAGUGCAAAUUCGACGAGGGAAUCAAAGAAGAAGUCCCUCUCAGUCAACUCAGCUCGGACUAUGGAGGAGAAGUCGACCCAACAUAUCACCACGACCAAUACUGGCCUGAUCUUGUGAAAUUGACACAAGAGAGGCGUGCCGCCAUGCUGAAGCGUUUCAAAGAGCAAUGCAACAGCGAGGUUGGCGCUUCUGAAUGGGUGGUGAGAGGUGGAAACGAC
This is a messenger RNA of Microstroma glucosiphilum, 1086 nucleotides long. Its product is annotated as CRAL/TRIO domain-containing protein. Gene Ontology annotation, molecular function: phosphatidylinositol transfer activity. The transcript has a single exon. The annotation marks the transcript as partial. Lineage: Eukaryota; Fungi; Basidiomycota; Exobasidiomycetes; Microstromatales; Microstromataceae. The record is from RefSeq and is a predicted model, not a curated record.